AUGUUGAAGAUGUACUUUGACAGAUCUAGAGAAAAUGAGAGUAAUGAAGGUAUUGUAGGCGCUGCAGUACUCGAUGUAGAUGAUGACAGAGAGAGCGAUGACGAGGUGUUGUGUGAUUCUCCAGUAGAAACAAAAAAGGAGGGACCGGUAGAUGUGAAAGUAAGUGAUGAACUAACUGAUAAUGAAAAAGCAGAUGUCAAGACAUUACUAGAGAAUGUUUCAGAUGUUUUAUCAGAUGUACCUGGUUUGACGAAUCUCGGAGUUCAUCAUAUAAAGUUGACUAAUGAAAAGCCUACACGCACCAAGCCUUAUCUUCUGCCGUUUACUUCAAAAGACAUUGUUUGUGACGGGGGAUACUGGCAGCUGCCAUUGGAUGAUGCAUCGAAGGAGAUCACCGAUUUCCAAACACCAUCGGGUUUGUUUCAAUUCAGGGUGAUGCCAUUUGGCUUGAUCAACGCUUCUGCAAGUUUCAGUCGCCUGAUGCGAAAGCUCUUAGAUGGACUGCAGUGUGUUGAUAACUUUAUAGACGAUUUGAUUGUGUACACUCGAACUUUUCAGGAACACAUCAAGACUGAUGCGUCAGAUCGAGGCGUUGGGGUAGUUUUAAUGCAGGAAGAAGAUGGUGUAAAAAACCUGUCGCAUACACUAGCAAAAAACUUUCCAAAUAUCAGUAAGUUUGCCAUACAAAACAUAUCAGAAUUAGUGUUUGUGCGACUGUGUCAUAAACUGGGGACCUCACAACUGGUGGCUAUGAGAAGAGAUGUGGUGGACGUAAGGGAUAUGUUGAUAAAUCAUGUGAAAACAAGUGAUAACCGAGCUGUGAUGUUCAGUGGCAGCCACAGAGAGGGAUUCAGACUGAAAGGAUCAGAUGCAGACUUGAUGUACUGGCCAAAUAAUCACCGUGUGAUCUGGGACUUAUCCCAGUCUCAGAAUUACAACACACUCAGACAAACACUGAUCCUCUGUGACUGUUCUGAUAGUCCGCCAGGAUUUACAUUAUUAUUUUUACUGUCACCAAGCAUGAAAAUAGAAAUUCAGUUUGCUUGUGUUAGAAUGAAUAACAGACAUUAUAUAUCUAGUUUUAUAUACAGACAGAUCAUGUGUUAUGCAUCGUCAAAUACUUCUACUCAACAUGGACCUUGUGUCAGUGGAACAAUUGGAACAUUAUAUUUUGAUUCUGCCUACUGUUUAGUUUGUGACUUUUGGCCUCCAUCUGCCUCCUCAUGGAUAGACAGAUGUCACUCAUGGCCCAUGCCCCACGUUGUUGAUGAUAUUGUAAAAAAUGGAUGUCACUUUGUAGCAAUUGGACGAAGUCAUGUAGACCAUGAAUGGAGAAUUUCUUUCUCUCUGGCAGAACAAAAACUAGUGUAUGCAAUGAAUCACUGUCAAUUCCUCACUUACGGCUUACUUAAAAUUGUCUUAAAAGAAAUAAUUAAUAAUGGACUAAGUGAUAAUGUUAAAUUACUGUGUUCCUAUCACAUGAAGACAUCAGCUUUUUGGUCGAUCCAACAAAAUAUAAUACCAAACUGGUGUCCACAAAAUCUCCUGGAGUGUUUCUGGGUCUGUUUUAAGCUUAUUCUCAAAUGGGUGUAUGAGGGGACCUGUCCUAACUUUUUCAUUCCAGAUAACAAUAUGUUUCUAAGUAAAAUUUAUGGUGAAAAACAACAUCGAUUAUUUAUAAAACUGUAUGGGUUGUAUGAGAAGGGUUUAGUAUUCCUGCUACACAGUCCAUCCAUUAGGUCUUGUAUUAUAAAUGUUCUCCAUAAUCCAAGACUCUCCAUCUGUACAGAUGACCAUACUCUGAUUUCUGAGACUGAGUUUGAUAGAGACCUUUAUGGAGAAAUAGAGACCUAUGAUGUUGUAUGCAAAUUGAACAUACAAAGGUGUAUGGGGUAUCUACGUACAAUAGAGGAGGUGAUAAAUUCAUUCCUCCUGACAAGUUAUCAAGUCCCAAUGCUACAGAAACUUACAGCCAGAAUCCUUCAGAGCACUGCCUUUAUAUUACACUUUGAAACUUACACAAAUAAAAACAAACUGAGGUAUAGAGCUGACAAAAGGUCUUGUCAUAUGCUAAAAUUAGCAUCCAAGUUCGCUUAUAUUACUGACAUGGUAUACAUCGUUAUGUAUUUUUAUAAGACACUUAGAUACAAGGAAGCUUUAUCAGUUGUAGAGACAAUCAAGAUCAAUUUAGCGCAGCCUUAUGUGAUGUAUAGGAAUAAUGUAGAUACAGAGAUGUAUACAGAGGCUGUAGGGGGACAGUCCUGGUCUACAAAGAUGAGACAGGCCGUAGCAUGGGAUAUUAUACUUGACCAUGACAUCCCUUACAUCAGUGAAUUGAUACCAGAACAACAGUCUGCUCUACAGAACAGAAGAUCCUUGAUAUUUGUCCCACCCUUUCUACUAAUAUACAUGCUAGAGAUCUUGUGCUGCAGACAUGUAGACAUAAUGAGAGUACAAACAGCUAUAGAUGAUCUACAGACCCUAGUUCACUAUGAUCAGGGACAGUUUAUACAUUCAAUGUUAAAAGACAUAUCGUGGCAGAUUCUAGGGAUCUGUCAACAGGUGACAGGGAAUCACCAGGCUGCUCUAUACUCAUACCAACAAUCUCUCAGACAAGAAUCAACACACAAUAUAUACACAGCUACAGAAAUGAGAAUGCAAGGAAUUUGUUGA
This is a messenger RNA of Saccostrea cuccullata (small rock oyster), 2673 nucleotides long. RefSeq lists its product as uncharacterized. Bases 1 to 2673 code for a protein of 890 amino acids. NCBI's taxonomy places the organism in Eukaryota, Metazoa, Mollusca, Bivalvia, Ostreida, Ostreidae. The record is from RefSeq and is a predicted model, not a curated record. The transcript has 4 exons.